UCUCCACGCUCACCACCUCCUAAUCCUAUGGCUUCGCCUAUAAAUACCUUUGCUCUUCCUAAGCUCUUUUUUUUUUUUUUUCCCCCUCUUCUUCAAAGCCUGCGACGCCGCUGCCUAGCCAGAUCCCCGGAGCAGUUCGAUCCCGCCGGUUGCUUGGCUUUCAAAAUAUCAGCUGUUGGUCCUUUCUCUAUCUUUCUCUCUUUCUCUCUCUCUCUCUGAAUCGCCUGAAAGGUGUGCUGAGGGAAGCAAUAUGGACGGGAUCAUGGGGAUGCGGAAGGUGGCGUCGCACUGUUCGCUGGCAGAUGUGGACGAUCUUGACCUGGCACGGCUGCUCGAUAAGCCAAAGCUGAAUAUUGAGCGUCAAAGGUCGUUCGACGAUAGAUCCCUCAGCGAGCUCUCCAUCAACAUCCGAGCCGUUGAUGGCUUUGAUAGCAUGUACUCCCCCGGCGGAAUAAGGUCCGGCUUCGGUACUCCGGCUUCUUCGGCAAGAAACUCUUUCGAGCCACAUCCAAUGGUGGCUGAGGCCUGGGAGGCCCUUCGGCGCUCGCUGGUGUACUUCCGCGGCCAACCAGUGGGGACAAUUGCUGCUGUGGAUCAUGCUUCUGAAGAGGUUCUGAAUUAUGAUCAGGUGUUUGUCCGUGAUUUUGUACCAAGUGCCUUAGCUUUUCUAAUUAAUGGUGAACCAGAGAUUGUCAAAAAUUUUCUACUUAAAACCCUUCUCCUUCAAGGCUGGGAAAAGCGGGUAGACCGUUUCAAGCUUGGAGAAGGUGUUAUGCCAGCAAGCUUCAAGGUACUGCAUGAUCCACUUAGGAAAGUUGAUACAGUUAUUGCGGAUUUUGGUGAGAGUGCAAUUGGAAGAGUUGCACCAGUUGAUUCUGGAUUUUGGUGGAUAAUUCUUCUACGUGCUUAUACAAAGUCAACUGGUGAUUUAUCUCUUGCUGAAACUCCUGAAUGCCAAAAAGGAAUGAGGCUUAUAUUAGCAUUAUGCUUGUCGGAGGGAUUUGACACAUUCCCAACCUUACUCUGUGCAGAUGGAUGUUCAAUGAUAGAUAGAAGGAUGGGCAUUUAUGGGUAUCCGAUUGAGAUUCAGGCCCUUUUUUUUAUGGCUUUAAGGUGUGCAUUGGCAAUGCUCAAACAUGAUGCAGAAGGAAAGGAAUUUAUUGAGCGAAUAGUGAAACGUCUGCAUGCAUUAAGUUAUCACAUGAGGAACUACUUUUGGCUUGAUUUCCAACAGCUGAAUGUCAUUUAUCGCUAUAAAACAGAGGAAUAUUCUCACACUGCAGUCAAUAAAUUUAAUGUUAUUCCUGACUCAAUUCCAGAAUGGGUUUUUGAUUUUAUGCCUACACGUGGUGGCUACUUCAUUGGAAAUGUCAGUCCUGCAAGGAUGGACUUUAGAUGGUUUGCUCUGGGUAAUUGUUUUGCCAUUUUAUCGUCACUUGCUACUCCUGAGCAGUCCAUGGCUAUAAUGGACCUCAUUGAAGCACGCUGGGAUGAGUUAGUUGGAGAAAUGCCUCUGAAAAUAACUUAUCCUGCUAUUGAGGGCCAUGAAUGGCGGAUUGUUACAGGAUGCGAUCCCAAGAAUACCAGAUGGAGUUACCACAAUGGAGGAUCUUGGCCAGUGCUCUUGUGGAUGCUUACUGCUGCGUGCAUCAAGACCGGCCGUCCCCAGAUUGCCCGGAGAGCGAUUGAAGUUGCCGAAGUACGGCUUCUGAAAGAUGGCUGGCCUGAAUAUUAUGAUGGUACGCUUGGUCGGUAUGUAGGCAAGCAAGCCAGAAAGUUUCAGACUUGGUCUAUUGCAGGUUAUCUUGUGGCCAAGAUGAUGUUGGAGGAUCCAUCACAUUUAGGUAUGAUUUCUCUGGAGGAGGACAAGGCGAUGAAGCCUCUCAUGAAGAGAUCCAGUUCAUGGACUUGCUGAGUGUUUUGUGGUUAAGGGGGGAAAUUUACAGUUUUAAUUUUUACACUAUUAUUUGGCUAAAGCUUUUUCAUCUAGUUGCUUUCGGGGUUUUCAAAUGAAAAGUUUUAGUCUGUAAAAUAUAAUAUAUUUGCACAAUUGGUCUGAAUGAAAAGCUUAGCUUUUUUUUUAUGCUAGUAAUUUAAUGGCGUUUGAUGUACUAAGAAACAUGGAACUACAGGAGAUUAAUUGCUCUCUUUGCUAAUUA
Dendrobium catenatum is the source of this 2159-nucleotide messenger RNA. RefSeq names its product probable alkaline/neutral invertase D. Bases 251 to 1915 code for a protein of 554 amino acids. The record is from RefSeq and is a predicted model, not a curated record. Gene Ontology annotation, molecular function: endo-alpha-N-acetylgalactosaminidase activity; sucrose alpha-glucosidase activity. Gene Ontology annotation, biological process: sucrose catabolic process. The transcript is spliced from 5 exons. Lineage: Eukaryota; Viridiplantae; Streptophyta; Magnoliopsida; Asparagales; Orchidaceae.